Ixodes scapularis (black-legged tick) is the source of this 1449-nucleotide messenger RNA. RefSeq names its product retinal guanylyl cyclase 1. Gene Ontology annotation, biological process: intracellular signal transduction; cGMP biosynthetic process; receptor guanylyl cyclase signaling pathway. Gene Ontology annotation, molecular function: peptide receptor activity; guanylate cyclase activity. The transcript is spliced from 7 exons. The coding region runs from base 16 to 1449 and encodes 477 amino acids. The record is from RefSeq and is a predicted model, not a curated record. NCBI's taxonomy places the organism in Eukaryota, Metazoa, Arthropoda, Arachnida, Ixodida, Ixodidae.
AACAUCGUGGAAACGAUGUUCCAGAUGCUCGAGAAGUAUUCGAACAACCUGGAAGACCUGAUCAGGGAACGCACUGUUCAGCUCGACGAAGAGAAGAAGAAAACCGAACAGCUGCUCAACCGCAUGCUUCCCAGUUCCGUAGCUGAAACCUUGAAGGCAGGCCUGCCCGUGAUUCCCGAGAAGUUCGAGGAAGUGACGGUCUACUUCAGCGACAUCGUGGGCUUCACCACCAUCUCGGCCUACAGCGAGCCCAUGGAGAUCGUCGAUCUGCUCAACGAUCUCUACACGGCCUUUGACUCCACCAUCAAUCAUUACAACAUAUACAAGGUGGAGACGAUCGGCGACGCGUACAUGGUGGUGGGCGGGCUGCCGGAGCGUGUCCGGGACCACGCCGAGCAGGUGGCCACCAUGGCACUGGACCUGCUGCACCUGUGCGGAAAGUUCAAGAUCCGGCACAUGGCCAAUGUGCCCCUCAUGCUCAGAAUCGGCCUGCACACCGGUCCUGUGGUGGCUGGAGUGGUUGGCCUGACGAUGCCUCGCUACUGUCUGUUCGGGGACACCGUGAACACCGCCUCUCGGAUGGAGUCGACGGGCCGAGCAUACCGGAUUCAUAUCAGCCGAACCACAGAGAGAAAGCUGAGGCAGGCUGGCGGCUACCAUGUCAAGUACAGGGGCGAGAUUGUGCUCAAGGGGCGGGGUCGUCAGCCAACCUACUGGCUUACUGGCAAGCAAGGGUUCAACAAAGCUCUUCCGUCUCCUCCUCGCGACGACGACAAGGAUACUCUGCAGUAUCACGGAUUGUCAACAUGGCGAGCUUAUACCCUGCGUUUAUCGAGCGCGGACGGUCUCCAUCGCAGUUUCAAAGACGAGGAGAUCUUCAAGUCCAUGGGUCGGAAAAAGGCCGACGAUUUCCUGGACGCUCCGCCCUCCCCGCUGUCCCCAUACGCCAACAAGCUUUGCGACGAGAGCAUGGACUGCCCAGGGGCGUCCACGUCCACUGCCGAGAUCCACAGCGGCUACAACCCGGCUGGCCGAGCGUCCAUCGCGUCUUCGAUCGAACCCUACCUCCCGGAUAACCUCAGUCCGUGCCCGAGCCCCGUCAGUCCGUCCCGGUCCUGGGGCAUGUCUUGUCCUGGCGAAUCCUGGGCAAACAAGACCCGCCAGAGGGCAUCAACCGACGUGACGUCCGCUUCGACGGCCGCUGCGACGGGAGGGGUGCUGCGAAAGAGCAACCGCGUCUCUGACAAGAACUCCGCCCCCGUUGUGCAGCCGUCCUGGUCAGAAGGGAGCGAGAUGUCGGACGUUGAACGCCGCAAAGGAUCGUCAGACCUGGGCGAACUGCGGUCGUGGCCAGCCACCAGGAGUCCUUCGCCGACGCCGCUCUCUCUGCAGCACAGUUGCAGUUCGCUCAAGCAGCUUUCGUCGCCCAGUGACGUGGAAGCCCUCUGA